Molecule: messenger RNA, 1077 nt
Organism: Choloepus didactylus (southern two-toed sloth)
Lineage: Eukaryota; Metazoa; Chordata; Mammalia; Pilosa; Megalonychidae
Product: transcription initiation factor TFIID subunit 4-like
Exons: 4
Coding region: 1-1077 (358 amino acids)
Source: RefSeq, a predicted model, not a curated record
AUGCGGGCCCCUCCGAGGCGCCGAGAACCCCGGACCUGUGGGGAGGCUCACAGAGCAGGACUCCACACAGCGGGGAGAGCAGGCGUGGGGCCUCCAAGCCGGCCUCCCAGAGCUCUGCGGGCACCAGCCUCCGGUGGUGGGUCCUCAGCCCAGUGCUCUCUGGGGCUGGACGUGGCCUCAGUGUGGACACGCCUGGGAGGCCUUGCCGUGGCCGGAGCAGCUUGGUCCUGCCACCGACCUCGAGCUGGGAAACUCGCUGCAGCUCAGGCUCCAGAGCCCGGGGUCUGUUUCCCUGAGGCCAGGGGCUCAGAAGCCGAGAGUCGAGGGGAGCCCCGGAAAGCAGCAGGUGGCCCUUCCGAAGGAUGGGGCCUGGCAGGGAGGGGCGAGCAGGACUCACCCAAUUUACAGAUGGGAAAAGCAUGGGGUGGGCAUGGCACGAAGACGGUGCCAGGGGCCCCAGAGGGCACCAGGACGUGCGGCCGCCCCCUGGCAGCCUGCACGGAAAGACGAGUCGUGGAAGCUGACGGGCCCCUUCCCUGCAGAGGUAAUGGAAUGUCUCGAGCUCACCGGGAGCUCACGGACUAUUCCAGGGCUGCCGCUGCGUCCCGCAGCUUCCUGGCCGUGGGAAACUGCCGCAGCGAGGGGCAGCUUCCUGCCCCGCGACGGGAGAGGCUGGGGCUGGGCUCGCCGGGAGCAGCUGUGGAGUCGCACAGCUCCCCGGGCCGUGCUGGCCCCGGAUGCCCCCACACCCGCCGCUCACCACUCCCCUGCUCGGCCACCGCGAGCCGGGAGGACCUGCCCUCGGCGUUGGGCCAGGGGCUGCACCUCCAUCCCCCAGCCCCCGGGGCUGAUGCCCGCAAGCCCCAGGACGGGUCCGUGGGGCGAGAAAAGAAACCAGUGCUGGCGGCCCCAGAGCCGGCCCAUGCCCUGCCCCCAGCAAAGGAGAGUGAAGCCGGGGCGGGCACCGACCCAGCACCAGCCCCGGGCCAGGUGCGCUGCCUGCAGGGCCCCCCUGGGCCGCUCCCUGCAUCUGAAACGGAGGUCGUGGCAGCACCUCCAGGGGCCGGGGGAGGGUGA